Messenger RNA from Heteronotia binoei (common prickly gecko), 954 nucleotides. Its product is annotated as olfactory receptor 6B1-like. The record is from RefSeq and is a predicted model, not a curated record. Gene Ontology annotation, biological process: G protein-coupled receptor signaling pathway. Gene Ontology annotation, cellular component: membrane. NCBI's taxonomy places the organism in Eukaryota, Metazoa, Chordata, Lepidosauria, Squamata, Gekkonidae. The transcript has a single exon. The coding region runs from base 1 to 954 and encodes 317 amino acids. Gene Ontology annotation, molecular function: olfactory receptor activity; G protein-coupled receptor activity.
AUGGAAUUAGCAAACCAGACCAGAAUCCAGGAGUUUAUUCUACUGGGAUUCCCUACCAUCAUAGAACUUCAGGUAUUGCUGUUUGUCAUAUUCCUUGUGAUCUACACCAUGACACUCCUGGAGAACAUUGUAAUUAUCACCUUGACCAAAACAAACAGCAAUCUCCACAAACCUAUGUACUAUUUCCUUAGUCACCUAUCUUUUCUGGAAACCUGGUACAUCUCUGUAACUGUCCCAAAGCUUCUAGUUAACUUCUUAUCAGAGAACAAAAGUAUCUCUUUUGAAGGCUGCAUGACCCAGCUUUACUUUUUCAUCUCUCUGGUCUGCACUGAAUGUGUCCUUUUGGCUGUCAUGGCCUAUGAUCGUUAUGUUGCCAUUUGUGACCCAUUGCACUACCCAGUAGUUAUGACUGCUCAGCUCUGCUUGCAGCUGGCUGUGGGAUCCUGGCUGGCUGGCUUCCUUAUCUCUAUGAUCAAGGUGUUUUUCAUUUCCCGCUUAACCUUCUGUGGACCCAAUGUCAUCAACCACUUCUUCUGUGACAUUUCACCUUUGCUCAACCUCUCUUGCACAGACCGGACUGUAGCUGAGAUGGUUGAUUUUGUAUUUGCUCUCAUCAUUCUUUUAAUUCCACUGUCAGUCACAAUGGUAUCCUAUUUGUACAUAAUAAAUACCAUUUUACAUAUCCCCACUGCCCAGGGAAAGAGAAAAGCUUUUUCUACCUGUGCGUCACACCUUACUGUGGUUGUCAUCUUCUACUCAGCUACCCUCUUCAUGUAUGCCCGACCGAGGAGAAUCCAUUCAUUUAAUCUGAACAAGCUUGUGUCAGUUGUGUACACUAUUGUGACCCCUAUGCUGAACCCCUUCAUUUACUGCCUUCGGAAUCAGGAAGUAAAGGAAGCCCUGAAAAAGGUUUUUUCUAGCUUGAGUGGUAACUCAGUGUCUGACAACCAUUAG